This is a messenger RNA of Ostreococcus lucimarinus CCE9901, 868 nucleotides long. RefSeq lists its product with no specific name. The record is from RefSeq and is a predicted model, not a curated record. The coding region runs from base 214 to 744 and encodes 176 amino acids. NCBI's taxonomy places the organism in Eukaryota, Viridiplantae, Chlorophyta, Mamiellophyceae, Mamiellales, Bathycoccaceae. The transcript has a single exon.
CGCGCGACGACGCGCGCGCCCUCGCGACCGCCGAGUCGGUUGCGGCGAUCGUCCGUCGACGCGCGCGACGACGCGCGCGCGCGCGCGUCGUCGUCGUCGUCGUCGACGUCGUCGGAGGGACGGCAUCGCAUCUCCGCGCGCGACGCAUCGUUCGGCGCGGGCGAACGAGACGCGGGCGACGACGCGCGCGCGGCGACGCGAGAUGACUGCGCGAUGAUGGAAGACGACGCGCGAACGUACGAGACGGACGAUAGCGACGGGAGCGACACGGUGACGGCGCUGAUCGAGAGAACGACGGAGACGGAGAAGAUUACGCGAGAUUACUGCGCGACGGAGGAUUCGGCGCGCGAGCGAACGGGAGACGCGAACGCGAGCGAUGCGAUGAUCGAGGCGUUGGAGGGGAAGAUAAAGGCGUGCGAAGGCGCGAGCGCGUCUGGGAAGGGGGCACAGGCGCUGUAUGCGAAGAAAGCGGCGGCGGAGACGGCGUUGGGGAAACUCUCCGACGCGUUGACUUCGUCUAAAAGAGUGAUCGAGAUAGCGCCGCUCUGGUUUCGUGGUUACGUGCUGCUCUCCGAAGUGACGUUGCGACAGUGUUGCGACUCAUCAUCGGUGAACGACGUGGACGCGGCGAAAGAAAUCGCAAAGGCGGCGCUCGAGAGAGCGCUUUUUUUGGAACCAAACGUCUCGAAAGAUUCAAAGUUUCUUAGUUUAUGCGCGAAAAUUGGCGCCAUGUCGGCUUCAUAGGUCGCCGGCGCGCGGGUCGACAUUUAGGUUACGACGAUAAGACGCGUCUUAUCACACGUCGCGUCUUUCGUCCAGUUUUGCUAGCACUACUCUCUUCUAAUACACGUUUUGACUGGUUGUACUA